AUGGAUGAUGUUUUUGAUACCAGCCUAACCGAUACACAUUCAGAAUUAGAAGUUGCUUCACGUGAUUGGGAACGUCGUGCUGCUGAGGUUCAUAAUGCAGGUGUAAGAGAAGGUUACUUUGCUAGAACUGAUGCUCUCUUACAAGAAAAAUUUGAUACUGGUAUUCAUCAAGGAUUUGGAUUGACGUUUGAAUUAGCAGUUUUACGAGGAAGAUUAUCAGUGAAAGCAUAUUAUUCCGUUGGGGAAAAUAAAUCGAAAAUUGAAAAUGUUAUCCAUUUAAUAAGUGUUAAAGAGCAAGAGUUAAUAUCAUCAGGGUAUCAAGAAAAAGAUUCAGCAUCAUAUCAGGAGCUUGUAAAAGAGGCUGAAAUACUACUUUUAACUUAACAUUUGAGAAUUCGACAUUCUGUUAAAAUUUUGUGCAAAUGUUACAUUUUUUUUUGUUUUUCUUGAUUACUGUUUUCAUACAUGUUCUCCUAUACGACGUGAUCUCUAAAAAUUUUAGGCCUUAAAAAUGUUUGAAUGCUGUCAAUUUUCAUGUGUACAUAUUAUUAGUUUAUUAUUAUUAGUAGUAGCAAAAACGUGUAAAUUGUACAUCAUGAGAAAGGAAUAUCCCGUAGCAAAAUA
This is a messenger RNA of Trichobilharzia regenti, 624 nucleotides long. Lineage: Eukaryota; Metazoa; Platyhelminthes; Trematoda; Strigeidida; Schistosomatidae. The record is from the annotation of a GenBank genome assembly.